Messenger RNA from Purpureocillium takamizusanense, 1555 nucleotides. RefSeq lists its product as uncharacterized. The transcript is spliced from 2 exons. Gene Ontology annotation, molecular function: hydrolase activity. The record is from RefSeq and is a predicted model, not a curated record. The coding region runs from base 115 to 1281 and encodes 388 amino acids. Lineage: Eukaryota; Fungi; Ascomycota; Sordariomycetes; Hypocreales; Ophiocordycipitaceae.
CUCACCACCGACCCGAUGCCAUCACCAUGGCUGACGCCCUGCCGCCGCCUCCACAGCUUCCUCCAUCGUCACAUUGAUGGUAGCGGGCUUACCGCCGACACUUGAACGAAAAAGAUGGUCCUCGAGGCGCUGCAUCGCUGGUUUCGGCCGCUCCUCGUCGCCCUCUUCCACCCGCGCCUCUCGUGGUCGCUGCGCUGGCGCCUCCUCUUGCUGCAGCCCAUCACGCUCCUCACCUACUCCAUCAACACGAUCCCGUACCUCUUCUCGCGGCCGUUUGUCGUCGAGCACCUACCCCUCGCGCCGGGCCGCUCGCUGCGCGUCCUCGUCUUCAAGGCGCCCGGCCACGGCGUGCGAUCGGUCCCCUCCCAACGCGACGACGACGAUGAUGCCGCUGUAGCUUCAGAAGAGCACCAGCAGCAGCAGCAGAAAUCGUCUUCGUCGUCUUCGUCGCCGCUGCGCCCGCUGCACGUCGAGAUCCACGGCGGCAGCUUCCUCGGCGGUCUGCCCGAGAGCAACGCCGCCUUCGACGCGCGCGUCGCCGCCGAGACGGGCGCCGUCGUCGUGAGCCUCUCGUACCGGUACGCGCCCGAGCACGUCUUCCCCGCGGCCAUCGACGACAUCGACGCGGCCAUCGCCUGGAUCGCCGCGCACGCCGCGCGCCGCUGGGGCGCCGACCCGCAGCUCAUGACCGCGGGCGGCUUCUCCGCGGGCGGGAACCUGGCCGUGGCGGCGACGCAGCAGCCCGACCGCCAGGCGCCCUCGGCGACGCGCGUGCGCGGCAUCGUCACCUUUUACGCGGCGCUGGACCUGCGCCUUGCCCCGGACGAGAAGCCGCGCCCGCGGGGGAUGCCGUCGGCGUCGUCGGAUCCGCUGCGCGUGCUGGUGCCGCUGUUUGAUGCGUACAUGGCGGGCGCGCGGCGGGCGAAGACGACGAUGGGGCACAGAGGGGGUGAUUAUGAUGACGGCGACGCGAGGCUGAACCCCGUGCUGGCGCGGAGGGAAACGCUGCCGGAGAGGAUGCUGCUGGUGGUGCCGGCGGUGGACAUUUUGUACGCGGAGCAGAUGGCGUUUGCGGAGCGGGUGAAUGGCGAGGAUGAGCGGGAGGGACGGAGGGAACGACGGCGCGUGGAGACAAUGGUGGUGGACGGCAUGUUUCACGGGUACCUGGAGGUGCCGGAUGCCAUCGUGGAAAAGGAGUUCAAGGACCAGGCGUUUACAAGGGGCGUCGCGUUUCUGCGGGAGACGUAUGCACAGCAUGGCUGGAGCUGGGGGGCAGCAUGAGUGAAGGGUUCAGUUUUGGGAAUAUGGUAUUUGGGCGUUUGGAACGAUUAGGAGGGCGUUGGGGACAUGAUUCCUCUCACUCACUCUCUCGCUCUGGCUCUCACACUCUCUCUCGUGUUUGCCUGUAUGUGGCCUGGGAUGCCCUCUCUUCUCAUGUGAUAUGGUCAUGGACCAUGAAUGAUGUCCGUCCCGUCAGUCACGACAAUUUUUUACUCCUAACCCGCACCCAAAUCAUGGGCCAGGUCAUAGUUAUAUAGCCCACUCCACAAAGUAA